This is a messenger RNA of Cyprinus carpio (common carp), 586 nucleotides long. RefSeq names its product C-C motif chemokine 2-like. Gene Ontology annotation, cellular component: extracellular region. Gene Ontology annotation, molecular function: CCR chemokine receptor binding; chemokine activity. The record is from RefSeq and is a predicted model, not a curated record. Lineage: Eukaryota; Metazoa; Chordata; Actinopteri; Cypriniformes; Cyprinidae. Gene Ontology annotation, biological process: chemokine-mediated signaling pathway; cellular response to type II interferon; cellular response to interleukin-1.
GGGCGAGCUAGUAAGAGUCUUGAAUAUAUUCUCUCUGACUCAAGAAGUGAGAGUUGAAGAUCGACUGUGACAAUGGAGACACGCAGGAUCCUCAUGAGGAGUUUAGCUGUUGCAGUGAUCAUUACAUCUGUGAUCUGGACUACAACAGCUGAAGAUCAAAAAGUGAGGAAACCAUGCUGCACAAAAGUCUCCACAACAGAGGUGACCGAUCCCAUCAUCAGUUUCAGGUUGCAACGUCAAAGUCUUCCAUGUGUGAAGGCCGUCAUCUUUAAGACUAAACGGGGAAGGUUCUGCAGAGAUCCUAGACAACGAUGGGUGAAGGAGAAAGUUAAACACUUUUUCAAAAACACCACGCCAACACCAACAUCAUCUAUUAGUAACUGAGCUCGUGUGGGAGGAUCUUCACAACUGUCAGCUUAUUAUGAAUCAUGUCUAAAAGUAAUGAGAACACAUCUCUAAGAAGUUACAAGUUUCAAAAUUAUUUUUAAAUUUUAAAUAUGAGAAAAAUUACAUUUUUUCUGUUGUAUUUGGAACAUGUUUGUAAUUUACGCAUAUUUCAAUUGAAUAUAUAUAAUAUUUGCAGAAA